Molecule: messenger RNA, 1710 nt
Organism: Morchella sextelata
Lineage: Eukaryota; Fungi; Ascomycota; Pezizomycetes; Pezizales; Morchellaceae
Exons: 6
Coding region: 1-1710 (569 amino acids)
Biological process (GO): transmembrane transport
Molecular function (GO): transmembrane transporter activity
Source: RefSeq, a predicted model, not a curated record
AUGGGAAUGUGGAUCUACGAACCGAAGCCUUUGAGGCAUGUACCGGGCACUACUCAAUUAUACGAGGGCGAAAGGUCCGAAGAGUCGCCAAAUCAGAGAAUCAAUCUGAAGCGUGCAACUGGGAAAGAUAGCAACAUGUUACUUGUUCCCCAACCUUCAGACUCGCCCAACGACCCGCUGAACUGGCCCCUGUGGAAACGUGAUCUCACGCUAGUGAUUCUAUGUCUCGCCGCAGCGGUUGCCGGAGUCCUUGGUCCCGCCGUAGCCCCCAUCAAUGCGGUUUUGGUCAAAGAAUUCAACACAACCUACCACGUCGUGGCCAGAUUCGCCGGCUGGCAGUUUUGGCCGGCCGCUGUUGCUGGACUCGUCGGUUCUGCCUUUGCCCGGGUUUGGGGGAAGCGGCCGGUCUACCUGUUUUCCAUCAUUCUUCUGUUCAUUGGCGGGAUCUGGAAUGCGCUCGCGACGAGUGCGGAUAGCUUCUUGGGCGCAAGGGUGCUUCAGGGUCUGGGGCUUGGGGCGUUUGAAACAAUUGUUCCUUCGUCGAUUGGGGAUAUGUAUUUUGUCCACCAAAGAGGCAAGAGAAUUGCCUUCUACAACUUGAGCUUUCUGGGAAGCACCUACUUCAUGCCCGUCCUCGGCGGCUACAUCUCCAUGCACCACGGCUGGCGCGCGCAAUUCCAGAUCAUCAGCGCCUUCCUGGGCCCCAUCGUGCUCCUGAUCUUCUUCCUGGUGCCGGAGCACGCAUACAACAGGCCGGCCAUCUUCAACACCGACUACGCCUCCGAGGACAACCUGAGCGACCUGGACGAGCAUCUUGGCCAGGCCAAUGCUGCCGCAGUUCCUGAUGCCGCGGCGAAGGAGGCCAAUACUGAUGCUUCGGAGGCACCUGUGGAGCCAGUGUCUCCCGGGAAUGGCGCAGAGGUGAAGAAGACGUUCUUGCAGGAAUUGAAGCUGUACAAUGGCAGAUUCUCGGACGAGAACUUCUUCAAGCUCCUACUCGCCCCGCUGGCCCUCUUCCUCUACCCCGCCACCAUCUGGGGCUUCCUCUUCCAAGGCUCCUUCAUAACCUGGGGCAUUGCCGUCUCCGUCGUCCUCGCCCAAAUGUUCGCCGGCCCGCCCACAAACUUCACCCCGGAGCAACUCGGCUACAUGUACGCCGCCCCCUUCCUCGGCGCCGUCAUCGCCUACUUCACCGGCAGCCUGCUCAGCGACCACCUCGCCAAAGCGCUCGCCCGGCGCAACAACAACGUCUACGAGCCCGAGUUCCGCGUGCUCCUCGUGAUCCCCGUCGCGCUCUUCGGCCUGCCGGGCCUCUACGCCUACGGCCACGUCGCCGAGAUGCACCUGCACUGGAUCGUACCCUCGGUGCUGUAUGGCUUCCUCACGUUCGCCGUGGUCAUGAGCUGCACCGCCACGUUUGCGUAUAUACUGGAUGCGCAUCGGGAUGUGAGUGUGGAGAUGCUGGUGUCGGUGUUGCUGCUGAAGAACUUUUUUGCGUUUGGGGCGACGUAUUUUUUGGUGGGGUGGGUUUAUGCGGAUGGUCCGGCGAGGGUGUUUGACAUCAUGGGAGCGAUCCAGACGGCCAUCUGCUUCUUGUCCAUCUUUAUAUACUUCUUUGGAAAGGUGCAGAGGGACUUUAUGAACCGCCAUAACCUGCUCAAGUGGCUCGGGUUGUAUCCAAGGUCGGUCAGCAAUAUUGCUGUUGCCUGA